Molecule: messenger RNA, 4212 nt
Organism: Hippocampus zosterae (dwarf seahorse)
Lineage: Eukaryota; Metazoa; Chordata; Actinopteri; Syngnathiformes; Syngnathidae
Gene: plag1
Product: pleiomorphic adenoma gene 1
Exons: 3
Coding region: 271-1632 (453 amino acids)
Source: RefSeq, a predicted model, not a curated record
AGUGCGGUUGCAUUGCAGCGCACAUACAAUGGCUGCUCGAAAGAUAGGAAAGCAAACAAAUUUCGGGCCCGCCGCGUCUCGAAAAAAUAUGAGAAAAAAAUUAUUAAAAAUUCGGAAAAUAGUUGAAAGUCAAGAAAAACACAGCAAAGGGGAUGUUGAAGCGCCUGGGGCUGAUGAGGCCGGACGAGGUUGAGGACGAAAAAGUGGAUGGAAGGUAGUCGCCUUUGGCAAGCGCAUCCGCAUCCGUGAGCGCUCCGCCUUCGAGGCGCCAUGGCCACCGGAGCCCAGCGCCACCUCCACCGGGACGCCAUGGUCAAAGCGAAGCCGGCGCCGGCCGCGGGGAGGCGCAGAAGGGCCGAGGCAAAGCCCAAAAGGAAUUUUCCCUGCCAAGACUGCCAGAAAGCUUUCAACAGUCUGGAGAAGCUGAAGGUGCACUCUUACUCGCACACCGGCGAGAGACCCUACCGCUGCUCCCAGCCCGGCUGCGCCAAGGCUUUUGUCUCCAAGUACAAGCUGUUCAGGCAUACGGCAACCCACUCGCCGGAAAAAAGCCACAAGUGUUCGUACUGUGAGAAAAAGUUUCACCGCAAGGAUCACUUAAAGAAUCACCUCCACAUCCACGACCCGCACAAGGAGGCCUUUGCCUGCCGCCACUGCGGCAAGAUCUACAACACCAAGCUGGGCUUCAAGCGCCACCUGGCCCUUCACGCCGCCAACAGCGGCGACCUCACCUGCCGAGUGUGCCUGCGGCCGUUCCCGAGCACCGCCGCGCUCCUGGAACACCUCAAAAGCCACGCCGGCAAGUCGGCCGGCGCCGGCGCCAAGGAGAAGAAGCAUCCCUGCGAGCAUUGCCAGCGCCACUUUUACACCCGCAAGGACGUCCGGCGCCACAUGGUGGUUCACACGGGGCGCAAGGACUUCCUUUGCCAAUACUGCGCCCAGCGAUUUGGUCGCAAGGACCACUUGACGCGGCACGUGAAGAAGAGUCACCCUCAGGAGCCGCUGAUGGUCAAAGCGGAGCCCGUCAUCCGUGACUUGGCGUCGGGCGGCGCGAAGGCCGAACUCCUGGUCGGGCUGCCGCCGCCACGCGACUUGGUCCCCGAGCCGGAGCCUUUCUCCGACGCCGCGCAGCCUCUCUCUUUCAAAUACCCGACGGGCUCCAACGUGACCUCAUACGCCGUCUGCUCGCAGGAGCGGGAGCAGAAUCUCAAGGGGGAGCUGGAGAGCUAUCUGUUGGAGCUACAGAGCGGCUUGCCGUCCUCCCCCUCCUCCUCCUCCGCCGCGGCGGCGCAAGAUCCGCGCCUCCCGGCGGAUGACGCAGGCACACCGCAGGAAGCGAGCGAGGAGGGGUCCUCGGCCAAAACGGCCACGUCAGUGGCCGGCGACUGGCUGACGUCGUCCUCCCUGAUGGACUUCUCUCAGCUUUUCAAUUUCUUGCCGCUCCACGGGCCCCCGUGCAACCACACGGGGGGCGGCGAGGGGCAGCGGACGCUCACCCCGGAGAGCCCGCAUCUCCGCCCGCCCCCCGAGCCUUCCCGGGGCCCGCAGGCUGCGCUUCAAAGCCAGGCUCCCUUCAUUUGCAACCCGAGCGCCCCCACCACCUUGCCUCGCUUCCACCAAGCUUUCCAGUGACCUGCUGAAAGGUCGCGCCUCGAGGCCCGCCGUGGCUGGGAAAUCCCUCCGCCUCGCCUUUCGACUCAUGAAACACACUUGCCGUCGACAGGUGAACAUCAUGAACGGCGGUGUUUUUUUUUUUUUAUGUCUUUGACAUCCAAUGUGAAGCUUUCUUCCGCUUCUAGCAAACGAGUGCCAAAACCUCUGAAUGGAAAUGUCAUUGCUCGAAAAUCCAGCCGGCCGCAUCGUAAGCCACUUCGGCAACAGGACGCCGACUUUCCGGGGGCCGGGAUGUUUUUCCAAAAUGCAAGCCUGGUUCAUUGCUGCGUUUUCCCUCACUGACUUGUCGUCUUUGUGCUCCCGUGAUAUGAAUCUAUUCGAUUUUUUUCUCUCCAUACGUUCUGCGAUUGAGGUUUCAGUCGUCCCCCAAAUCUUAGAAAGUCAAACCCGACAGCUGCCAAAAACCUGACCGCAUCCUCAAUCGGCCGUUGACGCCGUUCCUCGUCGUCAUACCGUUGACAUUUUGACACCGUGGCACAAAUGCCAGAAUUCAAACGUGCCGUUGGGAGGGCAGGUGGCCUGCAGGACAGCAACGGAGAGACCCUAACCAUUCCAAAAAGUUCCAUCGCGCAUCAAACAGAUUCAUCAUUUUUGGUUCCUAAAUUGCACAAUUCCCCUCAUUUGUCAUUUUGGGCCUCUCCCCCCCGAAUCCAUCCAAUUUGGCCAAGUAAACCACCCUUUUCUGUGACGUGUCAAAAUUCUUUUUGCUUGAGAGAGAAUUUAAAUGCUAUUCCCAGCUACCCAGAAGCACUUACCAUACCAACCGACGAUACAAAAAAUGCCAAAGGAGAAAAGGAAGCAACGGGGUGCACAAAGCCUGGAGAAGGCGACAAAAGUCGAGGGCGGCGCGGAUGGCCAUGCUGGAUGGUACCUUUGCGUUUUCUACUCAAAGAACUUUCAGCCUUUGCUCCGUGAAACGCUCGAGUCCCAAUGAUCAGUGUUAGCACUUUGCCUUACCCCGCGAGCAUCUGGCGUUUGGGCUCGGGCUCUUCACUGGUCCACUUGUUGGUGUCCGUUUGGUCCCCGGAGAAGGCCGUGCGCUGAGACGGAAGGCCGAGGUCAAUGUCUUUACUUCGCCCCCGAUUCUGAGCUGUGUGCGUUGCCGCUCUGUCCGGCGACACUUCAUUUUCUCCGCUGCCUUUUGUCACGAAUGGAGAGAUGACGUCGAGGGCAAUAACGUGUCAAUAGAGCUGUUUUGCUUUGCCGGGUACACGUGGUCGGCGUCUUUUGCUUUGUUUUGUUGUUUUUGUUUCAAAGCAUCAUUUUUGCGUGACUUGCACAUGUUCAACUCAAACCUGAAAUAGAUGUCGUCUUCUGCCGGGUUUGGACCUCGGUGUGAGAAAAAGUUGUUGGCGGAAAGGUGACCUUUUAAUUUGCGUCUCGUGUUUUCAUGCCUAAAAGCUGCUAUCGGAGAAGACGACCAAACAGCAUUUGGAGGCGGCAGGGAGGAAAGACAUCAAACGGACAUCAGUGGACGGAUAUAAAAUCAGGAUCAUGAAGAGAAAAAAAAACCGCUCCUUUGUGCAAACUUCCCUCCGCAUUGCCUUCCAAAUCUGUUGAAAAACCCUCAGUGGUACCGGCAGAUCAUGAUUGAAUGUGUAUGGAAGAAACGCUGCUAGAAUCUAGUUGAUCAAGCUGCUAACGUACUUCGAAAGCUCCUCGAGGUGCUCCACAACCCUUUUUCUACUUUGAAAAGGAAUUGUUUGUUGACAAGUAGUCAUUUCAGGCGAGCAGCUGGCAUGUGACCCACUGGCUGUUCGCUAUCCCUUUGAUUUCGUUUGACUGUACUGUGACACGUUUGCUCUUUAUUUUUCCAAACCGUGUCUCACAAGCAACACCUUUUAUUUGCCCCACCUGUGUUUGUUUUCCCGAUAUUGGGAAGCCUUGUCAUUGGGAGAGCUAUAGCAAACGUGAUUUAUGAAUUUUUUUGGGGGGUGCGGGGGUUGUACAUGUGACAACAUCCAAAAUGAGAUAAAAUCUAUUCAAUUCAUGCAUUCCAGCCAUGUUAGUAUUUUUAUGUGUUGCGUUACAACAUUGCCAUCCCAUAACAGUGAUGGAAUUGAUUGCGUGAAUGAUGGUAACUCUCAAUAUUUAACUAAAAACCUGUUUUUAAAACUACUGUUAUAUUUUCAUACCUACAGGCAAUGUAUUUUUAUGCAUAUGUAUAUAGAUAUAUAAAUAUGUCCUUAUAUAGACUGUAUGUGUGUGUGUGUGUGUGUGCGUGUGUGUAUAUAACGUAUAUACAGUAUGUACUACAUAUACACAAUACAUCUAUAUCAACACAUAUAUUUACUUAUGUGCAUAUAUGUAUAUAGUACUGAAUGUGUAUGUCAAAAAUAUUUAGAUAUGUUUGUAGUCUUUGUAAAACAGAAUUUUAAAAAACACUGUCAUAAUCCAAAGAGGCAGAUUAUUUAUUGUUUUGCAUAAUAACCUGAAUUGUAUUUACACACCUUGCUGCUAUUAAUAAGGGGGGCGACAUUGUCAACUCCAUUGUUUAAAUGCGAUGUAUUGAAAGUUCAAUAAAAAUGAGAACGUUUU